AUGGGAGGUAUUGGAAAGACACAGAUUUGUUUAAAGUUUGUUGAGAAGAUGGCUGGAAGAUUUUCCCAUGUUUUCUGGAUUGAUGCAUCUUCUGAAGAUAAUAUUGCUGUUGCUUUAAAGGGUCUAUGUUCUCAUCCUGAUGCUAAAGCUGCUGGUAUCUCUGCGUCUUCCAACUCUGCUCUUAUCUGGAUUGCAUCUCUGCAGGGUGAAUUGGCUGCUGGUGUUUGA
Laccaria bicolor S238N-H82 is the source of this 228-nucleotide messenger RNA. RefSeq lists its product as uncharacterized. Lineage: Eukaryota; Fungi; Basidiomycota; Agaricomycetes; Agaricales; Hydnangiaceae. The transcript has 2 exons. The record is from RefSeq and is a predicted model, not a curated record. The coding region runs from base 1 to 228 and encodes 75 amino acids.